Penicilliopsis zonata CBS 506.65 is the source of this 1101-nucleotide messenger RNA. RefSeq lists its product as hypothetical. The transcript is spliced from 2 exons. The record is from RefSeq and is a predicted model, not a curated record. Bases 1 to 1101 code for a protein of 366 amino acids. Lineage: Eukaryota; Fungi; Ascomycota; Eurotiomycetes; Eurotiales; Aspergillaceae.
AUGACGCAACAUCCCCAGGAGAGCUUGUCCGAUGAACUUCCAUCUAUCAUUCGCUGGGGACUGUACAACGAUUUCAAGCACGCUGUCAUCAAUCAACACAAUGUACAAUUUGAACUGUGGUGUCAUGAUGUCGUUUCUAAGUCUAUACGUGAUGAUCCAGACUUUUUCAGGAAGCUUCUUCGUCAUGGUCUCAUUUACCCAAGUUGCUUUAAUAGCACAGGACUUAGUCUUGUCUACGUUGCAUUAAAUGAGAAUCAGAUCGACAUUGUCUGUGAGCUAGUGUCAAAACUGACGCCGGAGCAAAUUCUCGAGCCGGCAUCUAUCGUUGCUGCCCAUCGCCAAGAGACAAUUUUCGAGCUAGCCGUCACAAACGAACGCAUAUUUUCAAUCUGCUGGACGCGGCUUGAGGAACUAUCGGACCAGAUGCUUUGGGGAAAACUCCACCAGCAUCAUUUCACCUAUAUUUGCCGGUUUGCUACAUCGAAUCUCGUAGAUCGCAUGCUAUCUCGCGGGCUUGACUUGGCAUCCGUACUCCAAGUUGACCCUUUACAUGCCUGGACCGAAAUUGCUCUAUAUCACUCCAGACCUAAAGCUCUCUACGAAUGGUUCUCAUGCCAAGGAUACUGCCUUCCCCUUACAGAAAAUGCUUUAGACACACCACUUCUUGCUGCAGCUCGAAAUGAUCGGGUUGAGGCAACAAGCUGGCUCUUGUUUCAUAGCACCGAUAUGCGCGAACUGUGGCGCUGUGCAAUUGACGCGGCAAGGCGGCAGACAGCAGGCAGCAUUCUUAUAUUGCAGAUGGCUAUGAAACGUAUCUCUUUUCAAGUUCCAGUUCCUCUGUCAAAUUGGAUUGAGAGCCUUGCCAUUGAGAUUGUUCAAGGUGCUUGUAAUGAAGCUCAGGAGGAAAGGGUGAACUUGGUAGAGUGGUACGCUAUCCGGAAAGUUGGAUGUGCAGUACAGUUUGCCGACGACUCGCUUUUGUUUUCCCAGAGUAUGUUAUCAAUGGCAAAGGAUGCAAAUCUACCUAUCCUGGUGGAGUAUCAACAGACGCUUAAUGAUCAAGCUCGAAAGAUGCUAGCGCUUGAUUUUGGCCUUUCUUAG